GGAGGAGGGGAAAGGUGGAGGAGAAAGGAGGGGGGAGCGGGGAGGAGCGGCCGGGCCUGGGGCCUUGAGGCCCGCGGAGAGCCGGGGAGCUGGGCCGGCGCGCCGAGAUGCUGCUGCUGCUGCUGCUGUUGGCGCCUCUCUUCCUCCGCCCCCUGGGCGCUGGCGGGRCGCAGACCCCCAACGCCACCUCAGAAGGUUGCCAGAUCAUACACCCUCCCUGGGAAGGGGGCAUCAGGUACCGGGGCCUGACUCGGGACCAGGUGAAGGCUAUCAACUUCCUGCCGGUGGACUAUGAGAUUGAGUAUGUGUGCCGGGGGGAGCGCGAGGUGGUGGGGCCCAAGGUGCGCAAGUGCCUGGCCAACGGCUCCUGGACAGAUAUGGACACACCCAGCCGCUGUGUCCGAAUCUGCUCCAAGUCUUAUUUGACCCUGGAAAAUGGGAAAGUUUUCCUGACGGGUGGGGACCUCCCAGCUCUGGACGGAGCCCGGGUGGAUUUCCGGUGUGACCCCGACUUCCAUCUGGUGGGCAGCUCCCGGAGCAUCUGUAGUCAGGGCCAGUGGAGCACCCCCAAGCCCCACUGCCAGGUGAAUCGAACGCCACACUCAGAACGGCGCGCAGUGUACAUCGGGGCGCUGUUUCCCAUGAGCGGGGGCUGGCCAGGGGGCCAGGCCUGCCAGCCCGCGGUGGAGAUGGCGCUGGAGGACGUGAAUAGCCGCAGGGACAUCCUGCCGGACUAUGAGCUCAAGCUCAUCCACCACGACAGCAAGUGUGACCCAGGCCAAGCCACCAAGUACUUGUAUGAACUGCUCUACAAUGAUCCCAUCAAGAUCAUCCUCAUGCCCGGCUGCAGCUCUGUCUCCACACUUGUGGCUGAGGCUGCCAGGAUGUGGAACCUUAUUGUGCUUUCCUAUGGCUCCAGUUCACCAGCCCUGUCAAACCGGCAGCGUUUCCCCACAUUCUUCCGAACACAUCCGUCAGCCACUCUCCACAAUCCUACCCGAGUGAAACUUUUUGAAAAGUGGGGCUGGAAGAAGAUUGCCACCAUUCAGCAGACUACGGAGGUCUUCACUUCGACUCUGGAUGACCUAGAGGAAAGAGUGAAGGAGGCUGGAAUUGAGAUAACUUUCCGCCAGAGCUUCUUCUCAGAUCCAGCCGUGCCUGUCAAAAACCUGAAGCGCCAAGAUGCCCGAAUCAUCGUGGGACUUUUUUAUGAGACCGAAGCCCGGAAAGUUUUUUGUGAGGUGUACAAGGAACGUCUCUUUGGGAAGAAGUAUGUCUGGUUCCUCAUUGGGUGGUAUGCUGACAAUUGGUUCAAAAUCUAUGAUCCGUCAAUCAAUUGCACAGUGGAUGAGAUGACCGAGGCAGUAGAGGGCCACAUCACCACUGAGAUUGUCAUGCUGAACCCUGCCAAUACCCGGAGCAUUUCUAACAUGACAUCCCAGGAGUUUGUGGAGAAACUAACCAAGCGACUCAAAAGACACCCUGAAGAGACAGGCGGCUUCCAGGAAGCACCGCUGGCCUAUGAUGCUAUCUGGGCCUUGGCAUUGGCCCUGAACAAGACAUCUGGAGGAGGUGGCCGUUCGGGUGUGCGCCUGGAGGACUUCAACUACAACAACCAAACCAUUACCGACCAAAUUUACCGGGCAAUGAACUCCUCGUCCUUUGAGGGUGUCUCUGGCCAUGUGGUGUUUGAUGCCAGUGGCUCCCGAAUGGCAUGGACACUUAUCGAGCAGCUGCAGGGUGGGAGCUACAAAAAGAUUGGCUACUAUGACAGCACCAAGGAUGAUCUUUCCUGGUCCAAAACAGAUAAGUGGAUUGGAGGGUCCCCUCCAGCUGACCAGACCCUGGUCAUCAAGACAUUCCGCUUCCUGUCACAGAAACUCUUUAUCUCCGUCUCCGUUCUCUCCAGCCUGGGCAUUGUCCUUGCUGUGGUCUGUCUGUCCUUUAACAUCUACAACUCCCAUGUCCGUUAUAUCCAGAACUCCCAGCCCAACCUGAACAAUCUGACUGCCGUGGGCUGCUCACUGGCGUUAGCKGCUGUCUUUCCCCUUGGUCUGGAUGGUUACCACAUCGGGAGAAACCAGUUCCCUUUUGUCUGUCAGGCCCGCCUCUGGCUCCUAGGCCUGGGCUUUAGUCUGGGCUAUGGCUCCAUGUUCACCAAGAUCUGGUGGGUCCAUACAGUCUUCACAAAGAAGGAGGAAAAGAAGGAGUGGAGGAAGACUCUGGAGCCCUGGAAGCUGUAUGCCACAGUGGGCCUGCUGGUGGGCAUGGAUAUCCUUACUCUUGCCAUCUGGCAGAUCGUGGACCCCUUGCACCGGACCAUUGAGACUUUUGCCAAGGAGGAACCAAAGGAAGACAUUGACGUCUCUAUUCUGCCCCAGCUGGAGCACUGCAGCUCCAAGAAGAUGAAUACAUGGCUUGGUAUUUUCUAUGGUUACAAGGGGUUGCUGCUGCUGCUGGGAAUCUUUUUGGCUUAUGAAACCAAGAGCGUGUCCACUGAGAAGAUCAACGAUCACAGGGCUGUUGGCAUGGCCAUCUACAAUGUGGCGGUCCUGUGCCUCAUCACUGCUCCCGUCACCAUGAUUCUGUCCAGCCAACAGGAUGCAGCCUUUGCCUUCGCUUCUCUUGCCAUCGUGUUCUCUUCCUAUAUUACUCUGGUUGUGCUCUUUGUGCCCAAGAUGCGCAGGCUUAUCACCCGAGGGGAAUGGCAGUCUGAGGCACAGGACACCAUGAAGACAGGGUCAUCUACCAACAACAAUGAGGAGGAGAAGUCCCGCCUGUUGGAGAAGGAAAACCGUGAACUGGAAAAGAUCAUUGCUGAGGUGUUGAUUGGGCAAGAUGCUGUGGUGGGUGCAUUUUUAGGCACUGAAGCAGAGAAGUGAACAAGAUGGUUUGCAUGGGACACAUGUUCCCAUGAUGGGAUGAUGACCAGUGAAGAUGAACAAAUAAAAAACUGAGAUAGUGUAAGAGACCAACCAGGAACACUGGGCAUCUCUGUCAUUAGCUCUAGUGCUCAGGACAACCCUGGGGGGAGGGGGUUGAAUGCUCAAUAGAUGGCAAGGAGACUGUGGCCUGGUAAAGAAAGAAUCCUGUGCAGUGUCAUACAGCUAAUA
Molecule: messenger RNA, 3113 nt
Organism: Urocitellus parryii (Arctic ground squirrel)
Lineage: Eukaryota; Metazoa; Chordata; Mammalia; Rodentia; Sciuridae
Gene: Gabbr1
Product: gamma-aminobutyric acid type B receptor subunit 1
Biological process (GO): G protein-coupled receptor signaling pathway; gamma-aminobutyric acid signaling pathway
Cellular component (GO): G protein-coupled receptor heterodimeric complex; membrane
Molecular function (GO): G protein-coupled GABA receptor activity
Source: RefSeq, a predicted model, not a curated record